AAGUACAAAAUCCAAGCAGUCAUUCUGCAGAGUUCAAUCACAGACCCUGGAUAGUGAAAUUGAUUGGUCCAACAAAACACCUGCGCUUUUCACUGAGAAAAAUCACAAUUUUAUGCGUUCUGGAAUUGGAUCCUAUAAACUAUAUGACGAAAUGUCGCAAAUAGGCCCAUCAACACCACCCUCCAAACUGAGUGAAGGUUGGCCAAUUACAAGUUUAAGACUACUUAUUAUUUUACUCGUACCGUGCGUGGUUCUUCUGCUGCUGUUUAACUGUUUGUUCCUGGGUUACAAGUUGCACAUUUUUUCAAAGAAGAACAGGAAAAGACAAGACAGCGAAAGUAUUUUACAGUCUACUCUUUCGACGCGCCCGAGAAUGACCAAAAUAUCAGAGGCGCCAUUUUUCCCAAAUCGAGAUGGGACUAGAGGUUAUAUCUCUGUUUCAGAGCCUAUUUUGGCGCAGCCCUUGAGCUCUUCGCGUACCUCUUCAAAUGACAGGGCAGCAGUGGAGCAGAGUAUCCGAUUCGUCCGUCUGGGUGGGGCCACAGGCAAUGGUGGCUCUGAGUCCCUGAGGGCUCCGAGCGCCAUUUUGGCGACAACAGCCGAUACCAACUCCAGGGUCGACCAGCCCCGUAGGUCAAGCGUGUACAGUAGGAAUAAAAUGAGCUGGCGCAGGAGCGCCCCUAUCCUACCGCAGUCAAGUGAUUCAGAGGAAGAACUGCCUAACCUUGUGCCACCCAAUUCACCUGCGCUAAAUGAUACACACUCAAGGGUAACACCUGACCAGAGGCCCAUGCGUCGGUGCAGCACCAUGGAGCUGCAAUAUGUAUUGAACAACACAGGGGAACACAAGUUUGAUAUGGUUGAAUUCGAAUGUGAAUAUGCCAGUAGCAUACCUCCAGAAACUUCAUGCUUUGUUGCAUCUGACAACUCUUCCACAAUGGGUCCUGGAUUGGACAGCGACUUCGGAGCAAGCGCAGGUGUCUUGCUCCGAAUUCUGUCUGCAGACAGCGACGGUCUCACCAACAGAAUGUGGGCAUCAGGAAUGGAUUGGGACUAUUACGACCCGUGCUACGUGAGGGAGAGACACAUACCCAAACAAAAAGAUCACAAACCUGCAUUACAUACCAAGCAUUAUUGGGUAUGA
Messenger RNA from Salmo salar (Atlantic salmon), 1144 nucleotides. It is a transcript of the gene hwa, whose product is annotated as huluwa. NCBI's taxonomy places the organism in Eukaryota, Metazoa, Chordata, Actinopteri, Salmoniformes, Salmonidae. The record is from RefSeq and is a predicted model, not a curated record.